AUGGGUAGUCCUUUUAAAAGGUUCUACAACAGAACUAUUGCUAUUGUCCUUGAGUCUGGUAUUCUGUACCCUGUACUUCUCACUGCAGAAGUUGCCUUGGUUUUAAAUGAGGACAAAAUAGCAAUGGUAGUUGACUUAUUGCCCACUGUUGUAUUAGCUGCUGGUAUUGCUCCAGCUUUGAUAGUUGUUCGAGCACACUAUGGUAAAAAGUCCUCCAAUGACUGGGAGAGCAUGGCAGCAGCUCACAUCUCAGAUAUACAAUUUGGUAACUUAUCACCCCAGAUUGCAUCUGGUGAAGAAGGUGGGCAUGACAUUCAAAUUGGUGGUGCAGAGGAGCCUGAACAGAGGAAUGAGAAUGUCAAGCUUGGGAUGUUGUCUGUGUAA
Messenger RNA from Marasmius oreades (fairy-ring Marasmius), 384 nucleotides. RefSeq lists its product as uncharacterized. The transcript has 3 exons. NCBI's taxonomy places the organism in Eukaryota, Fungi, Basidiomycota, Agaricomycetes, Agaricales, Marasmiaceae. The coding region runs from base 1 to 384 and encodes 127 amino acids. The record is from RefSeq and is a predicted model, not a curated record.